This is a messenger RNA of Teleopsis dalmanni, 1354 nucleotides long. RefSeq names its product dehydrogenase/reductase SDR family member 7-like. Bases 63 to 1031 code for a protein of 322 amino acids. The transcript has a single exon. Gene Ontology annotation, molecular function: oxidoreductase activity. The record is from RefSeq and is a predicted model, not a curated record. Lineage: Eukaryota; Metazoa; Arthropoda; Insecta; Diptera; Diopsidae.
UUGUAUUUGUAUUUAAUAAAAAUAUCAAAGUCGAACGAGAUUACUUUCGACGAGAUUGUAAGAUGAGUUGGUUGGCGUUUAUCGGUCUUGCCGUGAUACUUUAUUAUAUCGUAUAUCUGAUUUUAUGGAUUGUGUGCGAUGGAAAUGUUUGGCUUAUCUACAAAGAGCACUUUGGUAAACCUAUAGCGGAAUUAAGAAAAAAUGUCGUUUGGAUCACAGGUGCCUCUAGUGGCAUUGGACGUGCACUGGCCUUACAAUUAGCACAAGAAGGUGCACUACUUAUUUUAUCAGCAAGAAGAGAGAAGGAAUUGGAGGAGGUGAAAGCCGAAUGCAUCAGGAAGUCAAAUGGAAAGCUACAUGAAGAAGAUGUAUUUGUCAUGCCAAUGGAUAUGUUAAAAAUUGAAGAUCAUCAGAAAUGUUUGGAUCGCGUACUCGAAAAAUUCGGACGUCUUGAUAUUUUAGUGAAUAAUGCAGGUCGUUCGCAACGUGCUAACUGGGAAGAUAUCGAGCUUAAAGUUGAUCGUGAUUUAUUUGAAUUGGAUGUGUUCUCGGUGGUUCAUUUGUCGCGUGUUGUUGUGCGUUAUUUUUUGAAACGUGAUUUGAAUGCUCGCGGUCAUAUCGCAGUCACAUCAAGUGUAGCCGGCUUUGCAAUAGCGCCAUUCUCUGCAAGCUAUUGUGGUGCAAAGCAUGCUGUUAAUGCAUAUAUGAACGCUUUGCGUGUUGAACAUCGGAAUAUUGAUGUUACCAUUUUUGCACCUGGACCAAUUGCUACAGACUUUCUACAGGAAGCCUUUACAGCGCGUCAUAAUGAAAAAGUUGGCUUAAGUACCAAAAAUCAGAAACGUAUGACCGCCGAACGUUGUGGCAAAUUGUUUGCUGUGGCUUUGGCAAAUAAAAUGAUGUUUGUAUGGUGUGGUCUGUUUCCAGUUAAUGUAUUGGCAUAUGUAGCACGAUCUCCCAUAUUAUCGCAUAUUGUAUUUUUGUUAUUAAAUGAAAAGGCUUUGAACAAAAUACGUGAGGGUAAACUUUAAAUGCAUAUUGUCUCAACUGUAAAUGGGAGUUCUGCAAUUUAUUCAUAUUACUAAUAAGUUUUAAAUACUUUUUGCUUUUAUUUCAAAUUUAAACUAAGUCACAUAUAUGAAUUUUCAAAUUAUUUUUGUAUUUAUUAUUAAGUGAAGUCCAGAGUGCUUUCAGGGUUAACUUUUCUUUCGGGUAUGGGUUAGAGGGUAAAGAGCAUUGCUUUUUAUUCAAAACUUGAUAAGCGUUAGUGAGUAUAUGUUAGUUGAAUUAAAUGACUAAAACUUAUAAAUAAUUAUGUAUACAUCAAAUUAAUAAACUUGUUUAUAACAAUUAA